AUGGAUUGCUCUUUCUUUUUCAAGCUCCUUUGUUUCUUCCUACUUUUAGUUGGCAUGUCAGCAGCUGUUGUUGCGGAUGAUCGUAGGACAUACAUCAUCCACGUGGACAAAUCAGCUAUGCCUUCUCCUUUCCCAGAUCAUCAUAGUUGGUAUAUGUCAACUCUCUCAUCCCUGUCUUCGCCGAAUGGUGUUCUUCCAACGCAUCUUUAUACCUACAACCAUGUCUUGGAUGGCUUUAGUGCAGUGCUGUUGAAUCCUUCUUCUCCAUGCGUUGCUGUAACACAGAUCCUUUGGAGGCCUAGAGGCUUGUUGGUUGAUCAAUUUGACUCUAAAGAAGACCUCAUCAAUGCAGUCUUUACUUCAUCCUUUAUUCCGGGAUAUCUUGCACCAAGACCAGCAACAAUGUUCAGUAAUCGACUUUGCAUUGAUGGGGGUUUGACAUUGUUUAUGCCACCCACGUCUGCUACUCAGACGAUUCGUGUUUGUGCCUUCCCAGCCAGUCGAUUGGGAUUGCAAGGAAUUGGAAUUAGUCCCGACUGCAACCCUGAAAGUCGGGCUACUCCCAGAGAGGUGGUGGCAAAAAAGUUGUUACAAUGUUGCAAUGGAUGGGAGGAUCAAGGCGGAAAGUGACAACUGCAAAAGCAAUAUUUUGGGCAAAGAAAAUGGCAACAACAGCAGCAGACAACUGGGCUUGACAGCUUUUCUGAUGGAAUGAAUACAUGUAGUCAGCAUCAAAAUAAUAAUCAAUCACUGGACAUUUUUUGUUUGUGGAACUUAUCAACAGUUGUUCAAAAUUGCAAGUCAAGCUGCCGCAGUGGUAAGACGGACUAAAAUUUGAGUCUCUUUUAUAGAAGUUACUUGCUUCAUAUUUCUCUCUAUAUCUCUUUCUUGUUUGGUGGUUGAGAUAUAAUUUAUGAUGCUGUUUCGUAUAAUGGGUUACUUAAUUGAAUCAGAUAUAAUGUUGCUUCAUUUAGUUCUUCGCUUCCCAUAAGCGAGGUGGACUGAAACUUCCAUGUUGUUAUAAAUAUGGGGUUUGAUAUAGAUACGAUUUCCAACAAACUAUUUUAAGUGAAAAGCAUGUUCACAAUCUAGAGAUAAAUUGCAGGUAAAGAUGAACUCUGAGAAAGUACUUGGUCAGACAUCAAGGUUGAUUAUGGGUGUGGCGCUAAUACACAAGUGAGAUGUAGAAUCAUGAUAGUUGAAAAAAGUGGUGUAACUUAUAAGAGGGAGAUGGCUAUAUACAAAAUGAUUAAUGAAGGGGCCAAAUGAGAAUUAUGAACGUACUGAAUACAACGACAACAUGCGGAAUCAAAGGCACACCCGUACAUGACCGUCGAUGACCGAUCCGAAAUCAAAUAGACAAAUCCAUCCGUACAAGACCGUCGAUGGACCCACCCGUACAAGACCGUCGGUGGUUAAGAAGAUUUCUCAAACAAAGGUGCUAUAUAGGCUUAAAGCCCCCUAACACGAAAGGACCUUUCAAGAAUGUCAUCAAAACAAAGAUAAUACUUGAUACAAAACUAAGGGAUAAUCAUUCAUGUUUGAUCAAAUACAUUUCCAAAGCAAAACGAAGCAGAGUUUUUAUCAAAACAUUGUAACAUAGCUUUAUUAAAAAUACCAUUCACAAUAGCUCUUCGGGUGUAGGGAUCAAGGCAAGAAUCCAAGUCCUACAACACAUAAUAAAUAACAUAGAAUGCAUUUCAGGAAGGCAAGAAUGCUCAAAGAUGUUCAUGCAAAUGCAUUUGCAAAACAAGUCUUUCAUGAGAGACAAAGACCUCGGCAAUUCUUUCCAAGACUAAGUCAAGACAAUACACUGUUUUUUUCUUCUCGGGAAAGCAUGCUGGGUACAAAUCAGGUCUUGGCCGAGGUUCCACUCCUCUUGCCGAGGUGUGGUCUCCUAGGCUUAGGUGCAAGUGAUCAUGUAAGGUAGGCCGAGGUGAGAGACGAUGCUCGGCCUAGGUGUGAGGUCUCGGCAAGAAUGGUCUCGGCGACCACACUUAGGAAAAGUGAAAUCUGGAAAAUUUGGGUUUCCUUGAAGAAUAUGAACAUGAAGAACAUGAAUGCUAAAAUCAUAACUUUUAUUUCCAAAUUUGAGGUUUCAGGAUAUGAGUUCGAAAACAUGGACCUGAGUACCCAUAUUUGAAGAUUUUCAUGAAAACAAACACAAAAACAUGAAACUUGGUACAAACUUUUAGAUCAAAACAUGGGUUUCUUUCAAGAACACAAGAAUAUCAUUUUCUCUUUCUAAAACAAGACUUUAAAUCAAUGCAUGGCUCAUGAAUCAUGCUAGAUCAUGCAAUGCGAUCAGAUGAACAUAAAGAACAACAAGAGUAGAUCACGAAUCUAACCUCAAAACGUGAAUCAAACGACUCAAACUCUAACAAUCAAGCUCGGAAUCUAGCUCCUCUCUGAGAACUUCUUCUCCUUCCCUAGAGCUUCUCUCUUUACAAGACAAAGAUCUCUCUAAAAGAUAUGGGUUCUGCCACUGUUAGCUGGUUAAAGCACUCUAGGUAGUCAGACAAAGUGCCGAAUGACAAGACAAGAGUAUGACAAAGUGUGUACAACAAGUAAAGUAGCAUAGGUAGUCGAACAAGACAAAGAUUCUGGGUCAAGACAUCGGCUUUGGCAACAAGGCUUCUAUGAUCUCGGCUAGGGGGAAUAACUAUUGACUUAGCUGUGCCACACCUUGGCCUAGAUGUGCCACACCUCGGCCUAGGUCACACCGGCCCCGGAACAAGACCCCUAGAUAUCGGGUAAGGUUGCAAAGUUCAAGGAUGAAACAUCUCGGCCUAGAUGAUACACAUUUCGGCCUAAGUGAUGCACACCUCGGCCUUGAUGGAUAUCUCGGCCAAUAUGCCAGGGUGAAGGUGGAGGUCAACUAAAGGGGUUCCAAGAUGAUCCUAGGUGUAAGGGUUCAAAGGCGUAACCUCGGCUAGAGACAGCAAGGAUAGACAACCUUGGUUCAAUACACAAAGCAAGGAACGAAGCAUGCAUAUAACACUUAGGCAAAACAAAGCAAAGUUUAAGGAUGGAAAUUUUGAUCAAGGUAAAAUCAUGCAAAUGCUCAUGAACAUGGCUAGAACCGGACUGAGGAUUAUUACAGUCUAUUCUCCUUAAAGAAGUUUGGUCCCCAAACUUAAGUUACCUUGCUCUGAAAACAACUCCGGAUAUCGGACUUUCAUUUCCUCUUCCAUUUCCCAUGUGGCAUACUUACCAUAAUGCUCAUUCCAUUCAAUUUUCACCAUCGGUAUUGACUUAUUCCUCAACUGUUUCACUUGCCUUUUGACAAUUCGUAUCGGCUUCGCUUCGUAACCCAAAUCUUCAUUAACCACAAUCCCGAAAUGAUCGAUCACAUGCAACGGAUCCCGAAUAUAGUUCCUCAACAUCGAGACAUGAAACA
Camellia sinensis is the source of this 3400-nucleotide messenger RNA. The record is from RefSeq and is a predicted model, not a curated record. Lineage: Eukaryota; Viridiplantae; Streptophyta; Magnoliopsida; Ericales; Theaceae.